AUGUCAUCAUCAGGCUUGGGUGAGUCGCGUACUGAAUUGUUGAGUUGGCUCAAUGACCUCUUAUGUUUAAACUAUACAAGAGUUGAGCAAUGUGGGAACGGUGCUGCUUAUUGCCAAAUAAUGGAUUCUAUAUUUUGCGAUAUUCCAAUGAAUCGUGUAAAGUUUGAUUCUCGUGCGGAGUAUGAGUCUUUAAGCAAUUUCAAGAUUUUGCAGAGCUGCUUUACCAAACAUAAGAUUGAGAAAACAAUAUUCGUAGACCGAUUGAUAAAGUGCAGGUUUCAAGAUAAUCUAGAAUUCUUGCAAUGGUUGAAGAAAUUUUGGUUGCAGAAUAAAGACGAAUCACCAUACGAUGCGCAGUUGCGUCGUAAAGCACAGAAGCCUUCAGGUACAGCGGAAGGUGUAUCAUCAUCGAUCACACAGGCUUCAAAAAAACGUACAUUAACUACUUCUGCCUCCUCAUUGAAUGAGAUGUCAGCGUCUCCUAGCACAAAACCUCGCAUUUUACAGAAAGUGAGGCCUAUUGGUCAGUUCAACGGAUCUGCUGGCAUUUCAGGUACUGUCAUGAAGAGAACUCCGUCUUCUGGCACCACUUCACGGAAACCGCAAUUGACAUCGAUGUCAGCAUCUGCUAGCAAUGAUCAAUUGGCGAAGUUGCAAAUGGAGCUUGAUAGUUCCAAUAUGAAAAUAGAUAAGCUGAACCAAGAAGUAACGCACUACCAGGACGCGAUGAAUAUUAUGGAGAGAGAACGAGAUUUUUACUUUGGUAAACUACGGGAUAUUGAAAUUCUCGUUCAAUCCACACAAGAUUUAUACAAAGAAGGUGUGUACAAUGAUGACCCACAAGAACUUAACAGGUUUUUAGGGAAGGUGAACCAGAUCUUGUAUUCUACGGAAGAAGGAUUUGAGGUUACUCAGACUGAAGAGGUAGCCAUAGCAGCCAACGGGGAUCAUACAGGACCAAUGCUUCAUCAGGGGUUAGAAACAGUCACACCCAUACAAAAUCUCCUCACUGAUGAGGAGACCUUCUAA
Molecule: messenger RNA, 1029 nt
Organism: Eremothecium sinecaudum
Lineage: Eukaryota; Fungi; Ascomycota; Saccharomycetes; Saccharomycetales; Saccharomycetaceae
Gene: BIM1
Product: microtubule-binding protein BIM1
Exons: 1
Coding region: 1-1029 (342 amino acids)
Biological process (GO): regulation of microtubule polymerization or depolymerization; protein localization to microtubule plus-end; spindle assembly
Cellular component (GO): microtubule organizing center; cytoplasmic microtubule; microtubule plus-end
Molecular function (GO): microtubule plus-end binding
Source: RefSeq, a predicted model, not a curated record